AUGACAUUUGCCGCUUUCAUAAUCAAAUUUUUGUUGGAGGAAUCUUUAGAAAACAUUUGCAGUGCAACAGUCAUAUAUUUAACAAUAGAAGGAGAUAUUUUGAGCGAUUAUAAUACUAUCAGAGAUUUAACAGACCGUGCGGUAACUUCUGCUUUAUUAAAAAUAAAUGAUGAUUCUCGGAAGCUGAAAGUAUUAGAGGUCUUACCGCAGAUGAAAUCUGGAUAUAGAGAUAUAUUAGCGUUGAAAAAUGUGAACGCGUUGAAAUUGGACAUUGGUGCAGGUAGAGAAAUUUAUGAAAGUGUUAUUUAA
Funneliformis mosseae is the source of this 309-nucleotide messenger RNA. The record is from the annotation of a GenBank genome assembly. Lineage: Eukaryota; Fungi; Glomeromycota; Glomeromycetes; Glomerales; Glomeraceae.